AUGAUAUUACAAAAUAUCCUGCCAGCCGUCUUGUGUGUGCUGGCACUUAUUUGUUGCAUUAUAGAAGCUACACUUACAGAAAAAUUGCAAAAUUCCGGCGCUGAUUUUACUACCUUAAUUCAGUCUAAUAAUAGAAGCAGCACAAACGAGAUUUUUAAAAUUAUUUCUACCUACUCUAUGUAUAUUUUACUUAUUUCUGGAAUGUUUUGUUAUACAUCUAUUGACCAUAAAAUAGGCACGUUUGCAAUUAUUUCUGAAGUGCUGGCUUUGUGAAUGAGCGAUAUUAUGAAAAUGCAUUAUUCGCAUCCGAGGCCUUUUUGGUGAAACUCUGACGUCGAAGGGAUUAUUUGUGGAAGAGGCUGGGGAGCUCCUUCAGGACACGCACUUAUGGUUGCAGCUGUUGUAGGAUAUUUUGCUGGAGAAUUUGUGAAAAAUAAUAAAGAAAAAGCGCUUGCUGUUUCAAUUGGAGCUAUUAUUAUAGUUUUGGUAGAUUUUGAUAGAGUUUAUGUCGGAGUUCAUUUCUAUUUUCAAGUCAUUCAUGGGAAUAUUAUGGGAUUUUGUAUUGCGUUUUUAUUAUUAAAUGACAAAAUUAGAGGAUAUAUCAAAAGAAGUUUUGGAGAUAAAAAAUUUGUUUUGAUAGUAAAUUUUGUAUUUGGGAUUUUAUGGAUGUGGGGAAUAUUAUUAUGAUAUGUUGCAUUGAUCGGGAAAUUAAUUUUUAUAUGGCCAAGCAAAAAUCAACUUAAAAAAUAAUUUUAAUAGAAAUUAGCAUUUUAUAGAAUAUAUUUGUAUAGAGAUCCUGAUUGGGAUAAAGAUUGAAGCAAUAACUUUUCAUCUGAUUGCAGCGGAGAUUUGACCAAAACUGAUUCUAUGAGAGAAGCCUGCAGAGAGUCUACUUUUAUACUGUUUUUAGCUGGAUUUUGGGUAGGAAAACAUUUUUUGACCCAAAUUCCUGCUUCCUAUACAUGAAAGACCUUCAUUUAUGGGACUUUGUUUUUUAUCCCAGCUUUGAUAAUAGAUCAAUGCUUACUCUCCUCCUUUAAAUUAGAGAAAAAUAUCUUAUACCAUUAGCAUUUUCAGUUUAAUUUUCAGAUCGGUAUUUAUCUUUAGGUACUGUUCCAAAGUGAUCUAAAAAAUUAAAAUGAGCCCCCAUUAAAUUGAUAGGAUUUUAGUCCAAUUUAAAGUGGUAAGUUAGAAUACCUUACAAAAACAUAUGGAGAUUUCCUUACAACCUUUAUAUGUUUUAGUAUAAUUCGUUUUAUUAGUGGGUUUGUCAUUAGUUUUGUCAUUCCGCUCAUAGUAUUCAAGAUAAUCAACUGAAAAAAGAUUGACUAUGAGAGAACUUUGAAUAAUCCAAAUAAUUUUUCUGAGCGCUAUGUGUAA
This is a messenger RNA of Blepharisma stoltei, 1380 nucleotides long. The record is from the annotation of a GenBank genome assembly. Lineage: Eukaryota; Ciliophora; Heterotrichea; Heterotrichida; Blepharismidae.